Messenger RNA from Styela clava, 3256 nucleotides. RefSeq names its product adenylyltransferase and sulfurtransferase MOCS3-like. Gene Ontology annotation, biological process: protein urmylation; tRNA wobble position uridine thiolation. Gene Ontology annotation, cellular component: cytoplasm; cytosol. Gene Ontology annotation, molecular function: URM1 activating enzyme activity; thiosulfate-cyanide sulfurtransferase activity; adenylyltransferase activity. NCBI's taxonomy places the organism in Eukaryota, Metazoa, Chordata, Ascidiacea, Stolidobranchia, Styelidae. The record is from RefSeq and is a predicted model, not a curated record.
UACCUCUUUAUAUUAAUAGUAGGCUAUGUUAUGGAUUAAUAUUUGCCUAUUGGACCUACAAGCAUUCACUUUAUAUUUUGUUAUAUUACUGUAAGCCAAGAUUGUAUAUCUGUAUAUCAAUAUUAAGAAUUAUUUGGGUAACCCAUUUGCACACCUAAACGAAUAAUUGCUAAAUUAUCUCAAUUACAUUUUUUGGAAACUUCUAAUUAUAGAACUUAUCGAGUAAGUAUUGUUUGAAUGUGUAUUGCCUAUUACAUACCUAGACUAUUUUAAGCGAUCUUUUUUACUGUACUCAGAUGUUUUUGAAUUCAAAUACUCUGUCUCAGCAGUAGCAUAAUGGAGGCAUAUUAUAUCUAGUUUAUAGCUAUAUAAAAAAUGUAUGAAUUUUUUGUCUCAAUAAUAUUUUCAUGUUGAUUACCAGGUUCAUUGUUUGGCACAUGAAAUCAAAGACUGAACUAUCUUAUUUCUUGUUUACCAGUUUAUUCAAAUAGUUUAGAUAUUGUAGUAUUCUGUAUUGUAAUUCACUUCAAUAUUGUAUUGUUAGAUGACUUCAAUGUGCUCUAAAACAAGACAUGCAAUGAUAAAUACAUAAAGUAAAUGUUUUUUAAUUGAAUAAAUAUUACUUAAUUAAAGCACCUAUAUAAAAUUAUAAUACCUAUUUUUUAGUAAAAUGCCCUAUUACCUUUUUCCUUUUUUGCAUGGUUGCCUGUACCUGAAAUAUAAUAUGGAUAAAUUGGUAUAUGUUUCUAAAGUUGAAUUUUGUUGCACAAUAAUUGUUUAGUAUUUGAUUUUUAAUUUCAUCAUGUCUAAUUUUUCAAUAUCAGUCAAGGAAUAUGGUAACCUAUUUUUUAACUAAUUUUUUACUCAAAGAUCUUUAGGGUGAAUUACAUAAGAUUAUGAAGCUUGCAAAAUUCCAAACCUAUUCAGAAAUAAUCCAAUCAGCAAGGGUUGGUUAUGUUAUAAAUGGAAUGUAUUGUACCUUCUUUUUUAAGGAAUGUUCUUAUUGACUGAUUUUAGAUUGGGAAAUAAAAGUACUGGCAUUUAAAAAUCAAAAUUUUAUAUUCUACCUUUCACUGUUGUCAAAUGUUUCAAGUGAUAUAUCUGAGAGAAUUUAUGAAUUGUGUGUAUUUUGCUUUUAGAUUAGGUUUAUUUGAUUUCUAUUAGUUUAUUCAAUAGGCCUAUACCAUAUCAUGCAACAUGAACAGAAGCUUGACAAUGACAGCGUGGCAAGAUACAGUCGCCAACUUAUUUUGCCUGAAAUUGGAGUCGAAGGUCAAAUCAAAUUGAACAAUGCUAAAGUGCUCAUUGUUGGAGCAGGUGGACUGGGUUGUCCAGCAGCACAAUAUUUAGCAUCAGCUGGUGUCGGAACUAUUGGAAUUGUGGAUUACGAUGAAGUUGAAGUUAGUAAUCUCCAUAGACAAAUUUUACAUACUGAAAAAAGAGCUGCAGAUAGGUGGUCAAAAGCUGAAUCAGCGGCAUUUGCUCUGAAUGAACUUAACUCCAAAUGUAAAAUUGUACCUAUAAUUGCACAACUUGAUCGAAAUAAUGCAUUAGAUAUUUUCAAAGAUUAUGAUGUUGUUAUUGAUGCCACUGAUAAUAUAACAUCGCGAUAUCUUAUUAGUGAUACAUGUGUCCUUACUAAUAAACCAUUAGUGUCUGGAGGUGCUUUAAGAUGGGAAGGACAAUUGACUGUAUAUAACUAUACAGAUGAUAAUGGCACAACAGGCCCAUGUUAUCGAUGCUUACAUCCGAUUCCUCCGCCACCAGAAUCGGUAACGAACUGUUCUGAUGGAGGUGUUAUUGGUGUUGUACCUGGUAUCAUAGGAUGUAUGCAAGCUCUUGAAACAUUGAAGAUCAUUGUUGGAAUUCAGCCAUCUUAUCACAGAAAUUUAUUUGUUUUCAAUGGACUUGAAGGUAAUUGUAGAACUGUGAAACUGAGGGGAAGACAGCCAUCAUGUGUGUGUUGUGGUGAUAAUCGAUCUAUUAAAUUAGAUAACUUGCCUGAUUAUACAGAAUUUUGUGUGGGUGCAAAUGACAAGUGCAAAAUGCUCCACAUAUUGAAUCCUGAUGAACGAAUCACAGUAAAACAAUAUUACGAGUUGACUAAAAAGUCAAAGAAGCAUAUUCUAAUUGAUGUACGCAAUCCUGUGGAAUUGGGUAUAUGUUCUCUACCUGAAAGCAUGAAUAUACCUAUUGAUAAAUUAAAGACCUUAGAUGCAUGUAUGGUGAAAUCUGGUAAUUCACGUACGUUUCCUGAAAUAGAUAAACUAUGUAACCUUAUAACUGAGUACAGUGUUGAUAAUGGCACAAAAACUGGUGAUACCGAUUCGGAUUUGCCCAAAUUGCCUGUAUUUGUUGUUUGUAGAAUGGGUAAUGAUUCACAAAAAGCCGUAAAAAUUUUGCAGAAAUGUUUAAAAUGUGAUUCACCUGUAAUAUUCAAAGAUUUAAAAGGUGGAUUAAUGGCAUGGGCAAAUCAAAUUGACAAAUCAAUGGCCCAAUAUUGAAUAACGAUUUUAUUAAAUGACUUAUUGAAUAUACAUUAUGUUACAUUGCAUUUUGGUGAAGCUGUAUUUAUACCAUAGGAUAUCAUAUUUGGCAUUUAAAUUCUGCUGAGCUGUGUGCUUCAAAUUUUAUUGAACUAUUGCAUAGCAACUCAAGAUAUGACCAUCAGUACCGAGUAAUAUUGAACAUGAAUAAUCCUUCUGUAGGUAGAGAGAAUUGUAUCCCUCGACUUCGCUGAGUAUUGAUUUUUUUUUGCAUUACAUCCUGGGUAUCAUACACCAUCUGUGGAUUAUCAAUAAUACAAGAGUACCAUUGCUUUUUGAUUAUCCAAUCUGUUGACGCGGUUAUUAUUUAUUCAAUACUACAUUGACGACAAUUAUUUUAAUUGAUUUUCUAUGGAUUGUCUCAUGCAGUGGAGUUAUAUAUAUAAAUCUCUGCUUAUUAAUUUGGAUACUUGGUGAUAUCGUGCAUGUUAUUCGCAUCAAUCUUAUUGAUAAGCAACUCUUAAACAUACUUUUUUAGAGUGUAUUUUGAAUAGAAAAAAAUUAUUUGAUUUCGACCAUCUCUCAUUGUAUCCUAUGAAAAAAUUAUUGAUGCUAUUUUAACCACUUUGCCCGCUACAUUUUUGCUAUUAAACAUUAUAUGCUUCAACUCUCUCUAUCAAUUUUCACUAGGAUAUAAUAGCACUUAUAUUUUGCAACAGGUGGAUUUGGGGUUUAAAAUGAUAAUUUUAGUAUACACAAUCAUACUUCUU